UCCUGCCCGCUGACGCAGCCGGCGAGAGCAGAGGCGAGGCAGCGCCGCUCCGCCCGGCAGCACCGCCCCGGCAGGCGCUGCCCCGCUGCCCUCCCUCCCUGCCUGCCGCCGGCCUUCCCGACUGGCAGCGGCUGGGCCGGCGCCGCAGACAGGUGCUCCGGUGCGGGAAGACGUGGUGCCCGAGCCCGCCGGCGGCCGUCAGCGGGGGCAGCGUGAACGCCGAGGCUCGAAGUGCGCCUGGUCCUGCGGGAAUUGGGAAAGGAAAGUUAAGUGCAAAUCUUAGGAAUGCUGUAUUUCUGAUAGCCAAAACGAGGCAGUUCUGUGCAAGGGUUGGGAAGUUGUGUCCGUGUCCCUGGCUGCCACGCUGAGUCCUGUCUUUGUACAGUGAUGUUGAUGGGACAAAGAAGUGGAUGUCAAGAAAAGAGCAAGAAACUAGAGCUGGCACUAAGUGAGACAAUGAAGGCAGAAGCAAAAGUACAAAAUAAUGAAGAAGAAGCCGAAGAGCUGAAGGCCAAAGACCAGAGGCUAGCAUCAGUCUUUGGUGUGGCAGACUUAAAAAAUGGAGCUAUUGGACUAUACAACGUUGGACAGAGCUGCUGUCUGAACUCUCUGCUCCAAGUGUUCUUCAUGAAUAUACACUUCACAGGGAUACUUCGAAGGAUCACAGUGCCACCAUGUGCUAUGCAGAAGAGGAGGAAUGUCCCAUACCAAAUGCUCUUGCUGUUGGAGAAGAUGCAGUGUGGCAAGCAGAAAGCUGUGUCUCCCAUAGACCUUGCUUGCUGUCUUUCAGAAUACAGAGUGAAAUUGUUUGUGCAGCAUGAUGCUGCCCAGCUCUUUCUGAAUCUCUGGAACUUGGUAAAGAAGCAGAUGAAAAAGCCAGAGCUGGUUGAAGAGCUGAGCAAUUUGUACACUAUCUGUGUACAGGAGCACCUGGCAUGUCAGAAAUGCUCUUUAGAAACAAAGAGGAACAGCAACAUGUUAACUCUUCCACUCCCGGUGUUGGAUUCCAAUUCUCAUGCGCUGAGGACUCUGGAGAAAUGUCUGCAAUACUUUUUCCAUCCAGAAGAGCUGACUGAUCACAACAUGUGUUUCUGUGAACAGUGUGGAAGGAAGACACCUUUUCUGCAGAGCAUGAAGCUAGUCCAUCUGCCACAGACUCUGACCAUACACCUAAAGCGCUUCUGCUUCGAAGAAUCGGCCUACAUUCACAAACUUAGUCACUGUCUGCCGUUCCCACAAGACCUUGAUUUCAAUGCAGUCUUGACAGAAAAUCAGUGCCAAGCAGAUGACAGUGAAAAGGCUGCCUGGCAGUACGAGCUUUUUGCUGUUAUUGCUCAUUCAGGAUCAACUAGUUGUGGACACUACUGUGCCUAUAUUCGAAGUCUCACAGAAUGUAAAUGGUAUUGCUUCAAUGAUUCUGAGGUUUGCCAGGUAUCAUGGGAUGAUGUUAAAUGCACCUAUGGACACUCCAACCUCCACUGGGGAGAAACAGCCUAUCUCUUGAUUUACAUGAAAAAACACCCUCAGUAGCCUUAUCCAGGAGUAUCAGAAUGUCUUGGGAAGCUGUAUGUUGUCCGUGGAGCUUAGCACCUCUGUGCCAGUGUGGAUGUGUCCAAACGUUCCACAGGAAAGACAUUCUGCACUAAGUGACUUCUGCCUUCACAUUUAUUUAUUAGGAAAGUGCAGGGGUUGCACCUAGAAACAUUUUCUUUCAUACAUUUUGAUAUUUAUGUGAUUCUAUAUAUUAAUUUCCUCUUAAAAGAUAGUAAAGUUAAUCCUUGUCUCUGCUGACUUUACCGGUUUCUGUAAUGCUGAUUCCUAGAUUCCAGGGAAGAUUUGGCCUGAAAACCUGUGUGAUGUUCCAGGGAGGCAUAUGAUAUGGCUGGAGAGCUGUGAUAGCCAUAUCUAGCCAGUAAGACUGUAAGAGCCUGAGACUUACUCGGCCCUUUUAGCACCAUGUUAGAUGCCGGCAGGCUGGGCAGGGGCACCCCAAAAGUCUUGAGAAACAGCUGGAACAGGGACCAGGACCCUUAUGACACAUGCACCAGUGGUGUUUACUCCUUAAAACCUUCCUGAAAAUGAAUCGCUGCAAGGCUUGAGAUGUGUUUGAAAGAUGGUGUCAGCGUAAGGAGGUAUUUUUAAAUCAGGAGCUAUUGUAGUAGUUCUGCAAGGUGAGUUUGUAUAUAUUUAUACAGGUGAUUAUUGUUUUAGCAUGCUUAUCAGGCAUAUGUAUGCAUUUUCUUUCCUGUAUAGAGGAAAAUAUUCAGAGUAACAGAGAUUCUGAAGCCAGCUAGUGAUUUUGCACAAUACAAUCCAUACACUGUAACAAGAGGAGAAGUGAGAUGCCUUGAUGUCCUUGAACUUUUGGGAUUUUCCUUUAGUACUUUAGUACUUUAAUACAAGCCAGCUGCAAUUGUCUUGCUCUCUCCCUUCCUUCUCUGCCCAUAGAGUGGAAAUGUCCCUCAAGCAGGAAGUGUUCUGAAGAGAACAAUUUUAUAAAGAGAGUGAGUUAUUUUAAAAUUUGUUGAGUCCUGUCACUCUGUGCUGUUGGUUCAGCCCGUGCUCCCAUGGCAGGACCACAAAGCUGGAGGGAAAAUCUAGAGUGCUAGAAAGGAAGGUGGUAACGUAACAAUCAGAAGAGUGUUCUAAAAGUUCAUUGCAAGACUUGGCUGUGAGGAAAGUUAAAAACUUCGGUUAUGAUGCUUUUAAAGCUCUUGUGGUAAGUCUUGGUGUACCACAAUCUGUGAAAGGAUCAGUGAUUCUAGUAGUUUGAGAUCUAAAAGUACCUUCUAGCCUAAUGUAUUAUUUGACUGUAUCUUUACAAGGGUGCUAUUUUUGUGAGACUGAGCACAUUUUAAAAUUACUAGUUUAGUUAUAAUAGCAACUAUAUAUAACCUACUUUAAUUUUGCUAAUGGUGAAUUUGUUCCCAAAUCAUGUCCGUUUUCUGUCGAUACAUGGAAGGUAAAUUGAGAAAUCUUGGAGCAUAGCUGCAAAAUUUAUGAUCUAGCAGGUAUUGAUUUCACUGUACUAGCAAGGUCCAUUAUUCUGUUCAACUCUUUCUGUAUUUGUACUGUUCGUGCUGCAUUAAAAAAAUUCCCAGUGUAUUGUUUGUCACCAGUAUGAGGCAUUUUCAGCUUCUUCACCUUUGGGAAUGGGUUACACUCUUUCUAAAGCACCUUGCAGUGGGUGAGUGAGAAAACCAAGUUCCUGUCUGCUUUAUCCAGCACUGUGUAUUUGUGAAGUAGCUGAAAGAUGGUGCACUUCCUGAAAUGGAGAAGUUAAUGGGUUAAGAGGCUGAGAAGACUUCUAAUUUGAUACAACCUGAAAUUUAAAACCAAGCUAGGUGUAUGAAAGAUGCCUCAAAUGUGUCAUAACCUUCCAGGUAUCUUAGCAAUUGCUUCUUGAUGGAUGACAUAUAUGAAGGAUCUUUUCAGUCAGUAUCUCAAUGAAAAGUAGUCAAUGUUUUUUGAAUAAACUAGUAUGGGAUAAAUUCACUACAAAUAAGUGUUGUGGAUUAUUUUUGGUGUGUUUUUCCUAAACACCGUAAACACAGGUGGCAGGCUACAGGCCAUAUGCACAGAGGUUGUGUGCUCAGGUUAAGUAUUCAGGCUAAAGCUGCUGCUGAUGUUUAGCUCAACAGCCAAGGAAAAAAGGCUAAACCUUCCUGCCAACUUCGUCCUUGUGCUGGAGACACAACAGGUUUAUUGUCAAGUUUGCCAUCACGUGAGCUUAUAUUACUUCCAGAUCCUUAUGGGCCGUGGAAGGAGCAGAAGGGCAUGCAAACUGCAUUACAUAUAGAUUUAAAAACUCUGCCUGACUGAGCUGCUUUUGCAAAAAGUCACCAUGGCUGCCUGUGUGUCCACAGCAAAGUUUAGUCUUACGCCGUAUAACUGCCUAAGGAUGAUUUUAGCUAAGUGCAUGGGAUUCAGUGCUAGUGUACUGACAGACAGUUACAACAUGGAGACUGGUUACAACAUUGAGUACACCUCGCCCAGGGGCUGGCUACUGAAAAGCACUACCUGAAUUUCUGCCAGAAAGAAAGUUUUCUGCCAUAGAAGCACUGCAAGGGAAUCUGAUUAUAUGCCCUGUGUUUGAGUCACUGUGUGAAUGAAGCCUAGCACAGACAGUAAGGGUUGAAAAGCCAGGUAAAGCCAGUAGUACGUGUGUGGAGAGAUUAUUCCAAGUCCUGGUAACUCUUCCUGUCUGUUUUUUGUUUGUUUUGGGAUUACCCUAUCUUAAGGGAAGGAGCAGUAGCAAAAUACAUGUGCUCUGCUUCAUAUCUGACAGACCCCUCCUCAGAUUCAAAUAUUCCCUACCUUCAAGAAACACAGAAAAAUGGAAGAAAUAAAUAUAUGUAAUAAUAAAUAUCACAUGCAUGUAUAAUCUCUAAAAGUUGAAUGUUGUAAAUCCAAAAAUUUUACAUGAAAAUAAAGGAGAAAUAAUUUUUGA
Falco peregrinus (peregrine falcon) is the source of this 4450-nucleotide messenger RNA. It is a transcript of the gene USP18, whose product is annotated as ubiquitin specific peptidase 18. Gene Ontology annotation, molecular function: cysteine-type endopeptidase activity; cysteine-type deubiquitinase activity. The transcript is spliced from 12 exons. The coding region runs from base 388 to 1530 and encodes 380 amino acids. Lineage: Eukaryota; Metazoa; Chordata; Aves; Falconiformes; Falconidae. The record is from RefSeq and is a predicted model, not a curated record. Gene Ontology annotation, biological process: protein deubiquitination. Gene Ontology annotation, cellular component: nucleus; cytosol.